Messenger RNA from Oppiella nova, 2957 nucleotides. The record is from the annotation of a GenBank genome assembly. Lineage: Eukaryota; Metazoa; Arthropoda; Arachnida; Sarcoptiformes; Oppiidae.
ACUUCAAUUUAAUAUAACAAAUCUGAUCAAAACUUUUUAUACUGUGAUUCAAAUCACCGCAAUCAUUAUCAUCACAUCUAACGAGAGAAAUGGAGACAAUAUUAUGGACUUUAAUAUUGUUAAUAUCAACGGCCGGUGUAUUGUGCCAAUACGGGUCCAAUCAGAUUAUCGUUGAUUCAAAUCCAGUCAGCGCUUCGUAUGAUUUGUACCAAACAGUCAUAGAAAGGGAAUGUAUAGCCCAAAACAGCCAGGCCAGUCGGGGCCGGCUAUGGCCUGUGGGUCAGAGUAUUGAGAACUUCAUAGCUCAGGUCGAGCUGUUGGAGACACUCAUACAUAAUGGCACCGAUGCUAACCUCGGACAACAUAGGGGUGCCGAUAAUGUGGCCAAACUUUUGCUAAGAAGGUUCCGUUUCGAGGGCUAUGAUCCGUCAGCCCAUCCCUUAUAUAAGAAGCCGAGGGAAAUAAACAGUGAAGUGUUUAACAGCGCUAUACUAAAGCCGGUGACGGGUAGCUCUGAAUUACCGCAGGGCUACUACUUUCCCGAUCAGUAUUUCAGUAUAGAGGAGAAGUGCUCAAUGCAUCAGAUGCUGUCCCAUAAUAUCUACAAUUUAAACAAGGUCAGGCGGCCGGCAUACUCCCAGGUAUUUAGAGGCAAACGACAAGCCAUUAGUAACAGACAAAACUUGAAUCAAUACCAAAAUCAAUACCAAACCCCAAACCAACGCCAAACUAAUUGGCAAAAUGCGGCCCCAAAUGGGAAUAAUAACUACAAUAACAAUAACAACAACCGAUUGCCAAUCGCCUCCAACUAUGUGAACAAUUACGGCGUCAAUCGCACCCUAUAUCCCAUCAGAGAGGAGGGUGUCGUGAGUUUGCGGGCCAAUCAACUCGAGGCCAUAGCUGUGGCGCGAGUACUGCUCGGAGUGAUCGCCGGCUUAACACCGCAGGCGAAGACACAGACCCGGGAUAUCCUGAAGGCAGUGGGAUAUACGGAGACAAUUAAGGGUGAUUACGACAAACAGUUGGAUCCGGUGGCAGCCGUCACACUCGCAGACCUCUGGUCCGCCAAGAAUGACAAUCAAAAUAAUAAUCCCAAUAACCCGGAUCAGUCCGGUGCCAUACAGUUUAGCGAUUUGUAUGGCUAUGGCGCUGACGGCAAGUGGAGCUCCACGUCCUGUACGUCCCACUACGGUCUCGACAAGAUUCCGAUGAGUCAAUUGGAUCAGAUCGAUACUCUCUUGCCGUAUAUCAUCGCCACAAAGGCUGAGAUUAGGGGCGGUAUUGAUGGCUAUUUGAUUGGUAAGAAUCUUCGCAACAACUACAACAUGAUUGACGACCCCUCCCGACUCCGGUUGGCUACUAUACUGCGCGCCUACUAUUCAAAGCCGCAAACACCCAAAUCGACCACUUUUACGGCCAGUUAUUGCGAUCGACAGAAGGUUACCACUCAAGAGCUCCAGAAUAUCCGCGAAAGCGCCCAGACAUACCAGGGUCUCCUCGCCAUGAAGUUUGGUCUCAGAAUGCCUCCUGAUUUGUCCGAUAAGUUUCAGUCUGAGCUCAACAAUGCCAUCACUACUCCAGUUAGCGCCUGUUAUCGGUAUCCAAUACGGGAGCCCUUUAGGGCCUACGCUCUACAUCAUAGGCAACGGAGGACGUCGGGCACCGACUUCUGUAAUACACCGGGAGGUAUACUCGACAAGACAGCCCCCUGCGAGACCCCAUCGGACGUGAUCUAUAUAAUCGAUGGGUCGACACCACAAAAGCUGCAGCAGUCGGCCGACAUCGUGGCCGCCACUAACGCUAUGCUCAAUAACAUCCGCAGCGAUGGCGGAGUGAUCUCCAUAUUCCUCAACAGUCUCGGCAGUAAUGACAUCAACAACCCGCCAAAUAUGCCGCUCGGGAUAUGGCCUCUCGUGCCCGUCUCCUUCAACAGCUCCAACACCGGGUGCUCUCAGUGUCGUAUCGAUGACUUCAAUACAACGUCAAAGGGUGCGGCGAAUAACGCGGGGGUACUGUUCCGGGCACUGAACACCACUCUAUUCAACUACGAGUGGUGGAACCCCCGCACCAACCAGUCGGCCAUUCCCGCCAAGAGUGCGGUUCUCAUUGACUUCAAUUCCAUCGGACAAUUGCCGGAGUCGGGCGUCGAUCGCGACGACUAUAACUACUUCAAGGAUCAGCUCCGGUAUCGACACAGAGAUGUGCGCUUCAUAUCGGUGUCCUCACAGCCGGAGCUCUUUAAGGAUAUACUGCGCGAAGACACCGAUAGAGAGAUUCCCGGAAAUAAUGCCCAACAGAUCGGACAGAAUUUGGCCCAAAAGAUAUGCGAAAAUCCGGCGACUUUUCAGUAUAAUGCCUGUCAUGAUAGAAAGUCCGACGGUAUCCAAUACGUGGGUUAUAUAACACCCGGGUAUAAACAGAACUGGGCCAUGUAUCCAGAGUUUUUCCUAAGGAGUUUCAACAUUAAAUUUACUUUCAAACCAGAGGACGGAGAUAUCAAAGUGUGUUACGACCGGUCAUUCCCACCGGAAUGGCAGGACUACUGCAAGGAACUGAAGAAUGGUGAGGAACAGACCUUCGAGAUCAGCGAUCCCUGUAAAGGCAAAUCGUUUUCGUCGUGUAAACCCUUUUACUUCUCCGUUUGGGGCAAAGAGCGGACUUCCCAGUCCCAGUGCUUAGAGAAAGAGUGUAUGAAUUUGGACCAGAUCAAGUUUACUGUCAAACAUUCCGGUGUUCAGUGCAGUUCAUCCCUUCACAUCCAGCCCUCUGUUUCAUUUCAGUUCAUUUCAGUUACUAUUUUCUUCAUUAUAUACUUAUUUUUAAACAAAUGAUUUAAAGUCUAAGAAAAUAUUUUUAGCUUUUUAAAAUGUAUUUUGAUUUAUAAAUUAUACGAAACAAUAAUUUAUAUUUUUAAUUAUUGUUUUUAUAAGUGCUUCUGAAUUUGAUUAAGUAAAAGG